UCAAGUAUGAUAUGUAUUUUCUGUCAAAUUUAAAAACAAGUUAGUAAAUUUACAUUUUUAGUCUCUAGAAAAAACAAACUGCAAUAACUUGUUAAAAUACGAAAAUAAAUUGAAAAUUCAAAGCAAAUAUAUCUAAUAGAACACCUAAAAAUACACUAAAAAUGUCACAGAUACAAUGCACUGAAAAUUAGUUAUACCACGUAAAAAGGCAAUUUGAGCAGAAGAGUAUUCAAAUUCAAAAUAGGCCUUUGAAGAAGCAGAAACCUCAAAACGUAUCGAUUCCCCCGAAUGUGUCAUCGUUAACAUAAAUCAGACGAAACGAAUUAGAAACCCAUUCGACCCACACGAAGACAAAGGAACCUUCGGUACUCAUUUAAUUUCUAUUUCUAUUUCCAUUUCAAUUUAUUUUAUUACACCUCCCCCCACACGUGAGAUAUAAUAUAUGGAAGACCCAGCCAUCGAUCCUGACCAAACGACGUGCAUUUUACAUUUUAUUGAAGUUGCAGAUGGUUAGGCUAACUUUAGGCCAAGUGCUGAAUGAUUUAGGCCGUUAGACGUGACGAAUGAAAAUUAAUUAAAAAUAAUUUAAAAGAAAAUAAAUGCUAAUUUUUCUAUAUUAGUAAGAUAAAUACUAAAAUAGGUAUUUAAAGUUAAAAUUCCCAAAAAGUAAUAAUGAAGUAUAUUACAUAUAAUGGAACCCGCUUUCUUUUCAUAUCCCACCAAAAUAUUAUUAUAUUAUUUAAAGUAAAAAUUUCCAAAUGAUGUUCAUGUAAUCCCACCGAAACAUCCCAUAACCUUUCCCAACCUUCUCACGUUUUCUUAUCGCAAAUGGUUGAAAAAAAUGAGGGAAACCGAAAAUAUAAAAGAUCUUCCGCAGGUUCCUUGAAGGUUUUGGUUUGGUUUUAACCUGAGUUUCUGUUUUCGUUAACGAUUUUUAUGAUUGUGGAGACAAAUCGGCGUCAUCAAAAAUUGUUGGAUGGAAAACGAGUUUCGAAAUGAUUUGCAUAGAAAUGCUACUUGCUGUCUCGCUCUGUUGCACUGUUGGAGUGAGAGGGAAGAAGAAGAUAUUCAGAUACAUAAGCCAAGUGAACUCAUUGUGCCAGCAUGUGAAAUUCCCGUCGGCAAAUCGCUGGCCAAUUUGAAAUCCCUGCUGCGAAAAAGGACAUUCGGCGGCCAAGACGUCGUCGUCAUCGACGAAGAAGAAGAAGCAGCUGACAUAAGGGAAAUAUGGAUAAAUAAAAGGAGCGGCAAGGACCGCAGAGCACAUAAAGGAAAAAUAUGAUUGGCAUGCCGAGCCAACGAGCAGUCUCUUAAAAGAAGAAGAAAAAGUGUGUAAAGAAAAUAAGGGCCUGCGUCGACGUCGCUCCGCCUAAAGUUGUCAUAAUUUGCUAUAUAUGCGUUUUUAUUUAUUUGCCGAUCCGCUGCGCACGUUCAUAAAAAACGAAGACGUUUCGUUGAAUUACUUUAUGUGCCUCUUUUUUUUUUAUUCGUUUUUUUUACUCUCUCGCCGCCGUCACAGAGAGCGAGUGGUUAGAGGAGCACAGCUAUAGGGUUAGCAAGCUAACAGCAGCCGGUAACAUUCGAACUGCAGUCUUAUACGCCACUUCCCCAGCUGUUAGCGCUUAACAGGGACAGAGCGCGAGCGGCGGAGAGAGCGCGCCAGUUGGGGAGAGCGGCAGAGAAGCUUUCGCUGCUGCGAAUUUUGGCGGCCACACUGGGCGACGACGACGGCGACUCCUGUUUUUUUCCGAUUCCGAUUCGAUUCCAUAGAGCGCCGUCGACGCUCCGGCUCGCAGGACGUCGCUGCCUCAGUCGCCGCCAUUUGCCGCCAUUUGCUCUCUUCGACCGCGCGGGGGCGCCACUCGCCACAGAAGCAGCAGCAGCAGCACCACCACCACCAGCAGCAGCAACAGCAACAGCAGCAGCAGUCGCCAAAAAGGACAUUUGCUUGCUCCACCACACUACUGGGGUUCGGCUUUCGAGUUUGUCGCUUCUCGGUUUCUGUUUCUGUUUCGGUUUCGGACUCGUUUCGCUUCCAGCCCCGAGAUUCCGAUUCGAUUCCCGAUUCCGAUUUCGAUUCAUCAGUCCAUAGUUUCAGUCGGCGAGCCAAAAAGCAGCCUGCCAGUCGAGAGCGCCUUUCCCAGAACUCGCUGCCUGAGUUUCAUCCUGAGCCUGAGAGUCCAGGAAGCCCGCAAAGAUUUGCCAGUCGUUGCCACUUAAAGUCUAACGGUGUCGCAGUGCGUUUUUAUUACCGCCGCCCCCGCAACAUAAAUACACACAUUCAUACACAUUCGUAUGUAUGUAUUCGCGCACACGGACACGCAGUGGUGUGCGUGCGGGGGGCGGGGGCAUGCGUGCGAGUGUGGCUGUGUGUGUGUGUGGGCUGAGCGGUCGCGCGUGUUUAAUUAAUCAUAAAAUCGACGUCGGAAACCGCGCAACUUAAAAGUAACUCGCCAGAAACCCAAAAAACAACAACAACAGCCAAGCCAAAAAAUUGAAAACAAACAAAUAAUAAUACAAAAGAAAGAGAAGGAGAAGGAGCGUGUGCGGGAGGGGGAUGGCGAGAGGGGGGCUAGUGUGCAAUAAACUCGAUUUCGGAAUAAACUCAAUCCUGUGCGAAAACUAACGCUCUGCUUUGCCGUCGGUAUCUGUGAGAUAAUUUACGCCAGCCAAAAGAUGGUAACUAAAGGAUAGCCAAAAUCAGGAGGAAAAGCAGCAAGAAGCGCCGAGAACCAAGGUGCAGUCCAUGAUCAGACUUCAGCGGCAAUUGGGAUCAGGAGGUGAGCGCUUCCGAUCGAGAGGAUAAUGUGUUCAAUAUUUCGCAACCGCAUCAAUUACCGUGGAACUGGUGGCACCAGGAGCGGCAGCGGCGAGCGGGAGAGGGACCGGGAUAGGGACAGGGAUCGAGAUCGAGAUCGCGAUCGGGACAGGGAUAGAGACACCCUGCUGGCCAAGGAACUGGACGCGGAUAGCAAUAACAAUGGUACCGAGCCGCAAAUGGACACGGAAGCGGUGCCGGAAUCCGAUACGGAAAGAGAAAUGGCCGAGGAGCGCGCCGAGGAUCAGGAGCCGGAGAACAGCAACGAGGCACUGGAUCUCUCGCUGAUCUCGUCCGGCGGUCGGGAAUCACUGCCGGGCAGUGGUCACGUGUCGCUGGAGGCUCUACAACAUACCAAAGUGGCGGUGGCCCAGUUUGCGGCCACUGCGAUGGCGGGUAACCACCAGUCCGCCGAUCUGGCCAUGGUGCAGUCCACCAUCUUUAAUGUGCAGCGGCAGCAUCUGAUGCAGCUACAGCUCAUCCAACACCUGCAGAGUCAAUUGAAAAGGGCCGAGGCAGCCGCCUUGGGCAGGCCAUCUCACAGCGAUGAGGAGGAGGAGCCGGAGCCGGAGCCGGAGGCAGAGCCCGAGCCCAAAAAGCAGCCCACCAAUGGACUGAAGGAGGAGGUGGAGCUGGAGCAGGGUCCGCAGUCAAAGCAGGAUCAGGAUCGGGAGCAGAAGGAGAAUAUAAAGACUGACAAGAGGGGAACUGAGGAGAGAAAGGCAGAGUCAGAGGGUUACCAAUCCAUGAUGUGCGACAUAAGCUCGAGCCUGGCAUCGAGCAUCAUCACCAACCACGAUCCCCCGCCGGCUCCCAACGAGCCCAACUGCCUGGAGAUGUUGCAACGGAGAACGGAGGAGGUCCUCGACUCCGCAUCCCAGAGCUUACACGCUGCUCAGAUGCAAGAGGAGUACUCGGAGUAUGCCUCCAAGGAGGCACAAAGUCGCGGUGAGAUCUUCAAGCAUCGCUGCAAGUACUGCGGCAAGAUCUUUGGCAGCUACUCGGCCCUGCAGAUACAUCUGAGAUCACAUACUGGUGAACGUCCAUUCGUUUGCAAUGUUUGCGGCAGUAAAUUCACCACGAAAGGCAAUCUGAAGGUGCACUACCAGCGGCAUACGCAGAUAUUUCCGCCAAUGCUGCUGCCACCAGGAGUGGCGCCCAACGUGGGGCAUUCGGGUCAGGGGCAAGUCCAGGGCGAGCAGUAUCCCAUUCGCCUGCCUUUUGCGCCCCCAGUGACUCCUGGGGGUCAAGAGCCGGUUCAGAAUCAAGUGGAGGAGCCAGAAGAGAUCAGGCAGGAGAUUCCACUUGCGCAGGCAGAAGAUCUCAGCAAGCCAAUGGCGAAGGAAAAGGAGAAGUCCCACUCACCCGUGGAGCGUGUCAAGACACCCAAAGAAGUGAAGACAGAUGCACCAGUGCCGUCAUCAGAGAAGCCUGAAAAGGAGCUCUCCAAGCCGGUGGUGACCUCGUCGCGGCGAAAUGGAUCUGUGCGGAAGCGACAGACAAGUGCGGUAAGUCCGCCGCAAGAGGAUAGGGAACGCGAUCUGGUCGAGCACCUGCACAUAGCCAAGCUGGUGAGACGCUCCUCCGCCAGCAGAGAGGCACAGCCGGCGGAGUACUCUCUGGCGCAAAUGGAGCGCAUCAUCGACAAGUCGUGGGAGGAUCUGAUUGAGAUCGACAAGACGUCGGAGACCUCGAAGCUGCAGCAGUUGGUGGACAACAUCGAGAACAAGCUGACUGAUCCCAACCAGUGCAUCUUCUGCCAGAAGGUCAUGUCCUGUCGCAGCUCCCUGCAAAUGCAUAUUCGCACCCACACCGGCGAGCGUCCGUUCCGUUGCAAGAUCUGCGGCAGGGCUUUUGCCACAAAGGGCAAUCUGAAGGCCCACAUGAGCAUACACAAGAUCAAGCCGCCGAUGAGGAGUCAGUUCAAGUGCCCGGUGUGCCACCAGAAGUUCUCCAACGGCAUCAUCCUGCAGCAGCACAUUCGCAUCCACACCAUGGACGAUGGCAGCGGCGGGCAGGGAGCUCCUGCCACCAAUCCCGGCGAGGCUGAACGUUUGGGCAUCGAAGAUCAAAACUCGAACAAGUCGCUGGGCACUUCGGAUACUUUGGACUUCUCCACCACCAUAUCGGAUCACUCGGGUCAGCGAUCCGAGUCCUCGCAGGGCGGAGACUUUGAUGAGUUUAUGACCAUGGACAGCACCGAUGACUCCAGAGAUAACUCCAGUGCAGCCACGGCCACGCCGCAUCCCCUGGAAAGGGAGCGGGAUAGGGAGAAGGAGCGGGAACGGGAACGGGAGCGGGAUCGGGAGAGAAGGAUUCCCAACGAUGGCUCCGAUGAGAGAUCCCACUCAAAUCCAGAUCUAACUGGCGGGCGCAGCGAGAGUGGGGAAAUGCCCGCCAUGGAUCUCUCUUCACCCUCCUCGAGCUCGGGUCGCAUCUUCGCCACUGGACUGGCCAACGGAGCUGCUGGCGGGGGACCUGGAAAUGGGGGUCUGCCCAUGCUCGGAAUGCCCAUGCCUCCCAAUCUUCUGCUCAUGGCAGCUGCUCGCGAGGAAAUGCACGCACUAGGUCACGCGCACGCCAAAUUUCCCCUGCUGCCCUUUGGUCCACUUGGAUUUAUGGGUCUGCACCCGCCCCCCAAUGUGUGCAAUCUCUGCUUCAAGAUGCUGCCCAGCUUGGCCGCCUUGGAGAGCCAUUUGCAGAGCGAACAUGCCAAAGAACCGGCGACGGGCCACGCCCACCGCCCACAGUGCAGCGAUGCUGGAGGAUCGCCGUAUGGAGCAAAGCUCACUCUCAAUCCAAAUCUGUUCGCAAAGAAGCCGCCUUCGUCGUCGUCCUCGUCGUCGGGUGACAAGUUGCCGGAGGCAUCCAAUCCGCCCUUUCCCGCUGAAAAUCCCCCAGCAACGUCCAUCAAAGAAGAUCCCGACCAGGAGCAGCUGCUGGUGGAGGAGGGGGCUUCGGCUGGAGAAGGAUCUGGCGCCGCAGCCGCCUCCAAUUAUCACCAGGAGGCCGGUGAUGCGGAGCAGUCCCUGAUGAAGAUGCAGCUGCAUGCCCAUCGUUUUCCGGCCAGUCCCCUCGACUUUCAGCAGGCUCUGAUGUCCGCAGGACCUCCGACCUCCAGCUUGGAUCCUCCGGUGAACAACAAGCACUUUUGCCACGUCUGCCGGAGGAACUUCAGUUCCAGUUCCGCUCUCCAGAUCCACAUGCGCACCCACACCGGCGAUAAGCCCUUCCAGUGCAAUGUGUGCCAGAAGGCCUUCACCACCAAGGGCAAUCUCAAGGUCCAUAUGGGCACUCACAUGUGGACGAAUCCGACUUCGCGGCGUGGUCGUCGAAUGUCCUUGGAGCUACCCAUGCGACCUGGUCCGAACUCGGGCCAAGCUCAUCCUGGAUCCAGUGCAGAGCAGGAGUUCAUGCAGAGACGGCCGGAGCUCUUUUUUCCCUACCUGCCGCCCUUCUUCAACGGAUUGCCCCCAAAGCCUGGGGAACUCAGUCCCGGCGCCUUUCCCAAUAUUCCCCCGCCUCCCUUCGCCAACGGCGGAAAGUAUCCCUAUCCGCCCGGACUCCUCGGCUUCCCAGGCUUCCUGGCCCAGCAUCCCUACGGCCUGGAGCGGAGGAGCAGCAGCAAGUCACCCACGCCGGAGCCGGCUCAGAGCCCUGCCCUGCGGGAGGAGGAGGGCUCCGGCAAUAUCUGGCAUCCACUGAGCCGCAUCAAGGUGGAGAGCAAUCAAAACGAGUCCAUGGGCGGCUACAACGAGCAGGAGGAUCCGGCUGAGGCGGAGGCCACUGGCGGGGACAACGAGGAAUCAGAGUCCAGAGAUGCGGAGAAGUAACGUGGAGGAGCAGGAGAAGGAGGAGGAGCAGGAGGAGCAGGAGGAGGAGGAGGAGGAGCUGAUGAGAUCUUAGUCUUGGAACACACAUGGUUUUUGUGGAGUACAUAUCUUGAGCAUUACCCUACGCUAAGCUUCAACUAGCACUGACACAAACUCAAACACCACCCACACACUUAUACGAAUAUAUCCUUUGUGUCUAUACAUAUAUAUACAAAUAUAUAUAUAUAUACAUAGUACGGUUAAUUGAUAGCGAUCUUCAAGGCAUUUAAAUGCAUUAAGUUUAGCCGGUAAGUUGUAAAAAUAGCGGAUCGAGGAACGAACUUGGCUGGAGAAAUCUCUUCAACCGGAUCAGGCAGGCUGCGAGGUCGGAACUUAACUAAUUUUAUGGCUAUACCUAGAUAUAUUUAAAUACAUAUACCGAUUAAUACACGUACACGUAAUGUAAACUGUGGUAGUUGCAUAUAAAAAAUUGAAAUCGAAACCCCGAAAAACAAAACACCGCGACAAAAAUGAUCAAAAAUAAA
This is a messenger RNA of Drosophila santomea, 7175 nucleotides long. It is a transcript of the gene salr, whose product is annotated as homeotic protein spalt-major. Bases 2806 to 6651 code for a protein of 1281 amino acids. The transcript is spliced from 11 exons. Gene Ontology annotation, biological process: regulation of transcription by RNA polymerase II. The record is from RefSeq and is a predicted model, not a curated record. Gene Ontology annotation, cellular component: nucleus. NCBI's taxonomy places the organism in Eukaryota, Metazoa, Arthropoda, Insecta, Diptera, Drosophilidae. Gene Ontology annotation, molecular function: RNA polymerase II cis-regulatory region sequence-specific DNA binding; DNA-binding transcription factor activity, RNA polymerase II-specific.